AUGGCUACCGCAUUCGUCAAUACCCCGUUCGAACUUCCCGGCUUCGAGACAAAUUAUUCCAUCUCGAAUCCACGGUCGAAACCGAUCAUCCUUACUCCUUUUCUCAGAUUAUCAUCUGAGCUUCAAUUCUUCUACCAAUCUAAAGAACUGGAUGCGGAGCCUUAUCUAAAGAUAUCCAAGUCGCUCUUUAGACCCUCAGGGAAUCCCUAUAUAUAUGCACAUGAGUUUAGAAAGCUAAGAGAUUUUAGGAAACUCAAUGUGUUGUCGUACAGUAUUUUGAAGUCCCAACGUGAACAUAUGGAACGCUUGUUAUCUCGAUGCACCUCGGUCUUGGGUGUACAAAUUUGGUCUCCAGAUCCUGCGCUGGUUAAAGCCGUGCGCGAAAUGUUCUGCUUCUGUAUUCACGUGGUUUGCCAAAUGCAAUUGUUUGCACGCAGUCCCAUAUUUGAAGGUCAACCCGGGAGACAUUUCUUCGAAAUGGUUGGAAGGCUGCGUGAGAAGUCUGAUCCUCUGAGUCAAGCAUGUCUGAAAAUCUUUGAGAUGGAUUUGUCUCUGAUAACUCAGGAAAGCCAUGCUACCUCAUGUUGCCCAAUAUGUCAACUUGACCACCAAACCCCACACUACUCGAAACUACUGCACCCAGAAGAUGAAGGGGGGGCAGCAUUGAAAAUUCUACCACCACUUAAUGAAAUACCACGGCUAUCGAAGCCUGAUGAAUGCGCUAUUUGUUACGGACCUAAUUAUACGCCCGUGGCCACUAUACCCUGCGGUCAUAAACAUACCUGCUUAACAUGCAUUAUUCGAUGGACUAAAAGCGAAGAAGAAGCUCCUCCUAAUGGAUGCCCUUAUUGCCGUUCCAAGAUCGCUCGCUUGGAACUAUUGGUGCCAUAUCCUCGAUUCCAAGUCGAAGAAUCUCGAACGAAAUCGAAAUACUCGCUCGCGAGACCCUUUGCGGAAGCUGAAAUGGGUUAUGAGGAAAUGGAGAAGAGACAGAAAGAGGUAAUGGAGGUUGUAACCCUGGUUGGGGCUUGGAUCUGGCGGGUUCCGAAAGAGGACAGAAAUUUUUUUGUAGCACAGCGAAGGUGGGAACGGAGGCGCUGGAGAUUGAGAUUGAGAAGGAAAGCUAUGGAUAACAAGGUCAAAGCUAUUUGA
Botrytis sinoallii is the source of this 1152-nucleotide messenger RNA. RefSeq lists its product as uncharacterized. The transcript has 4 exons. The record is from RefSeq and is a predicted model, not a curated record. The coding region runs from base 1 to 1152 and encodes 383 amino acids. Lineage: Eukaryota; Fungi; Ascomycota; Leotiomycetes; Helotiales; Sclerotiniaceae.